CUUCUCACAUGGCCUGCCCUUCCCACUCCCUCCCUCACUUCUCGCCGUACAUUUCGUCGAUCUGCGCCUUGAAGUGCUUGUGUGCCUGGUGGCGCUUGAGCUUGUACGUGGGCGUGACGAGGUCGUUGUCGACGGUGAAAGCCUCGGGCGAGAGCCUGAACUUCUUGACCUUCUCGAUGCCGGAGAGGCCGUUCUUCUUGGCGACCUCUGCCAUCUGCUCCUCGACGGCCUUGAUGAACUCGGCGUCGCUGCAGAGGCUGCUGAGGGCCUCGGGCUUGUUGUUGGCCUUGGCCCACUUCUUGGCCUCGUCGUGGUCCGGGUGGAUGAUGCCCACGCAGUACGUCUGGGUCGAGCUGCCGUGCACAAACGACUGAGCUAUCAGACCACACUGACACACACGCAGAGACAGAGAGAGAGAGAGAGAGGACUCUUGUGUUGCUGUGCUUGCUGUGUCUGUCUGCCCAGGUGGUGGAUAUGUGGUACCUGCGAGUAGACGUUCUCGACUUUCUCCGGCGAGACGUACUCGCCCUGGGCGAGCUUGAAGAUGUUCUUCUUGCGGUCGACGAUCCGGAUGGCGCCGUUGGGGAGGAUCUGAGCGAUGUCGCCGGUGUGCAGCCAACCCUCGCCGUCGAUCGUCUCGGACGUCUUGUCAGGCUGCCUGAAGUAACCUGAGGAACACACACACCCACGCACAUCAACAUGGCCACAUCCAGCAUCCCUCCCUCUGUCUGUGCCUGUGCCUGUGUCUGUGUGUGUGUGUGUGUGUGUGUCAAGGCAGGUGGCCUCACUGCAGUGCACUGACCAGGGAAGACGGACGGCCCCCGCAGGCAGAGCUCCCCCCUGGGGCACUUGGUGCCGUCGGGCAGCUUGUCGUUGAUGGUGUAGUCCAUCUCGGGCUGCGACACCAGCUUGGCCUCGAUGCACGGGAAGCACCCGCCGAUGUGCCCGACCGUCGUGUCGCCCGGGUGGCUCAGGGUCGACGCCGCGCACGUCUCGGUCAUGCCGUAUCCCUCGCAGAUGGGGGCGCUGAAGGCGCACUUGAGGAACUCGUGCACCUGGGGCGAUAUGGGGGCCGAGCCGGUGACCAUGACGCGCACGCGGCCGCCGAGGAGGCGGUUGAUCUUGUUGAAGAUGAUCGAGUCCCACAUGGCGUGUUUGACGACGCCGUUGUUGCGGAGGUUGGCGAGCUUGGCGUUCAUGGCCGUGGAGAAGAGGACCUUGCCCACGGCGCCGCUGCUGCUGAUCUUGGCCUGGAUCUUGUCGAAGAUGCGCGAGUACAGCCGAGGGACGCUGGCGAAGAGGGUGGGCUUGAGGAGCUGCACGUCCUCCAUGAGCUUGUGGGUGUCGCCGCGGUAGAAGCCCAGCUGCCCGCCGCAGAAGAGCAGGGCGUUGAACAUGAUGCGCUCGAAGAUGUGGGCGAACGGCAGGUAGCUCAAGUACACGUCCUCGGGGCCGAAGGUCACCCCCCCGACCGUCUCGAGCUGCAGCAGGGCGGCCGCGGAGGUGGACACGAACUGCCGGUGGGUGACGAUGACGCCCUUGGGGAGGCCCGUCGUGCCCGAGGUGUAGCAGAUGGUGUUGACGCUGUCGGCCUUGGGCGGGUUGGUCGGCUGCAGCUGCCCCUUGCCCACACGGAUGAGCUCCUGCCAUGUCGUCAGCGUCACGCCGGCCUUCUGCGCGUCGGCCUUCAUCUCGUCGGUCGGCUCGUCCAUGGCCACGAUGAUCUUGAGCUCCGGGCAGUUGGGGGCCGCCUUGAUGAGGCUGGGGACGUUCUCGACCUGCGUGAUGACGGUGCGCAACCUGGUCUGGUCGCAGACGUACUGGACGGUCUCGGGGCCGAGAGUGUCGUAGAGGGGCACGAUGGUGAAGCUGAAUGCGUUGCAGGCCUGCUCGGCGAUGGCCCACUCCUCCCUGUUCUUGCUGUAGAGUCCGAGGAAGCGGAACUGCUGCUGGUAGACCUCCUCGGGGAACUCCCGCAUCGGCACCGCGUCCAUGUUGAGGAGGCCCGAGCCGACCUCGAGCGCCACCUGGUAGACCUCGCCGUAAGUGCGCCAGGCGUACUUGCCGUCCUUGAGCGUGCCCAGGCAGGGGCUGUCCUUGGCCACCUCCAAGCCGUGCAGAAACAGGUCGUGGCAGUUGCGGAUGCCGUCGCCCAUCGAGUCCACCAGCCGCCCGUCGGGACAGUAGGGCGACCGGUACACCUCAGAGCUUUUCUCGUCAGACGCGUCGGACACCGGCUUCAUGUACACCACAGGAGUCGCGCUGUGGCCGCACCCGAAGUGGUAGUUGCCCAUCGUAUAUGCAAGGGGGAUCUAGGCAAAACAACGAUGGAACAAGGUGCUCGCCGUCUGAACGCUGCUUCUGGCUCGUCUUUUGUGGUGAC
Molecule: messenger RNA, 2383 nt
Organism: Vitrella brassicaformis
Lineage: Eukaryota; Vitrellaceae
Source: the annotation of a GenBank genome assembly